Messenger RNA from Penicillium digitatum Pd1, 840 nucleotides. RefSeq names its product 6-phosphogluconate dehydrogenase family protein. NCBI's taxonomy places the organism in Eukaryota, Fungi, Ascomycota, Eurotiomycetes, Eurotiales, Aspergillaceae. Gene Ontology annotation, molecular function: NAD binding; NADP binding; oxidoreductase activity, acting on the CH-OH group of donors, NAD or NADP as acceptor. The record is from RefSeq and is a predicted model, not a curated record.
AUGGCAACUAACCUACAGCGCCACCUAGCCGCGAAGAAGACCUUGGGCCUGAUCUACUCUAACCGCACGAUGUCGCGCGGAGCAGCCCUGCAAGCACUGGGAGCAAUCCCAGAACCCAAUUUUGAGAAGCUCGUAUCUCAAUAUGGAAUCAUUUUCACCAUGGUCUCCAACGACACAGUGCUGCAACGAUUGCUAUCCACCGUUGUGGGUUCAAGCCAGUCCCUGAAGGACAAGGUCUUCGUCGACUGCUCAACAGUGCACCCCGAAACCCGCAGGUCUUCGGCGGGACCCCAAUUGCCGUGGAUGGCAAGCUUGUCUUUGCCAUUGGUGGUCCCCAAGAGUGCAACUGAGGCCGUCAAACCUCUGAUCCAAGAUGUGAUGGGUCGUCGUGUGAUUGAUUGCGGCGAGGAUGCUACAAAAUCAUCGCUUCUGAAAAUCGCCGGUAACAUUAUCACUGUCAACAUUAUGGAGGCUGUUGGGGAGGCUCAGGUCUUUGCUGAGAAGACCGGGCUUGGAACUGGUCCCAUGGAGGAGCUUAUUGGCGAGGCUCUUGGUUCUUUUGCUGGAGGUUAUUCUAAGAGAUUGACUGCGGAUGCUUAUGCGCCGCCCCUGAACUCUCGUCCUGGCUUUAGGGUUUCUCUUGCUAUCAGGGAUUCCAGGCAUGCCAUGUCGAUGGCCCAGGAGCAGGGUGUUGAGCUUCCUGGCCUUGAGAUUGCUCGGGCUAAUAUGGAAGCCGCGAGAGAAUAUGGCGGAGAGUGUCUGGACAGCAGUGCGAUGUACGGGACUCUGCGCCAGAAGGCUGGCCUGGAGUUUUGGAAUGAGAAGAGCAGGAGAGAAUAA